AUGAGUAACAGCGUUGUCUCGCCACAUGAAGGGGACCAAGACUGGGUGCCCCCUUUACCUCCGCGACCCGCUGCCAUCAAGAACCCGUCCAUCGAAUCGAAGCUAGCUACCACAGCUGUUACCCCUCUCGAUGUGCAAACCCUUUCAUUUCCAGACGGCUCGCGGGGUACUUUUUCGGCCUCUGACGGCGCCCAGGAUGCAACUGGGCUGGUUCCGGCGUCACUGGCAAGUGGCGCCGCCACUCCGAGGCGGGAUAUCGUUGAUGCCGAGGACUCUAUGAGCGUCAUGACUCUUGCACCGACAAUGCGGCCAGCUGGCGACAUUGCAAGCCUGCUCACCGGUGAUCUUAACAGGAAAAGCCCGGCUUGGAAUAUGCUGCGGUCCCAGUCGGCAACCGUGUUGCCGUUUGAAGCUCUACAAAGGACAUCCGCCAGUGACACCCUUCUUGGCUUUAGCGAAGAAUUCGAUUCUAUCCCGGCGGAAUCAGAUUCUGAGAUUGAAGACGAAGACCGCGCAAUGCUUUGGAAAUCCAAGCUGAAACAUUACAUGAUUCUUUCGUCAGCGGGGAAACCAAUCUGGAGCCGUCACGGCGACGUCAGCCUCAUAAACUCUUAUAUGGGCGUCAUCCAGACCAUUAUUUCCUUUUAUCAGGAUGCCAGGACCCCACUCUCAGGCUUUACGGCGGGAAAUACGAGGUUUGUCGUAUCAACCGAGGGGCCUUUGUACUUCGUGGCCAUCAGCAGGCUCGGAGAGAGCGACUCCCAGUUGAGAGGCCAGCUAGAUGCCCUCUACAUGCAAAUCUUAUCAACCUUGACCUUGCCAACGCUGCGAAACAUCUUCGCCAAUCGCCCGUCGAGCGACCUGCGGAAGCCGUUGCAAGGAACGGAGAGAUUGUUGUCGUCCCUUGCAGAUAGCUUCACGAAAGGGUCACCCUCUGCCCUCCUGGGGGCUCUCGAAUGCCUGAAACUGCGCAAGUCCCAGCGGCAUGCCAUCAACAACGCAUUCCUAAAGCAACGCACGGCGAAUCUGCUCUACGGCAUGAUUGUGGCCGGCGGCAAAUUGGUCAGCGUCAUCCGACCCCGGCGGCACUCGCUACAUCCGAGCGAUCUGCAGCUCAUCUUCAACAUGCUCUUCGAAUCGGGCGGGGUCAACUCUGCCGGCGGCGAGAACUGGAUCCCUCUAUGUCUCCCCGCCUUCAACAACAGCGGCUACCUGUACAUGUACGUCAGCUUCUUUGACGGGGUCUCCGGUGCGCAGGCGACAGACCCGGCGGCAGCCAAGGGGGAGUCGACGUCGGACGAGAUCGCCAUCGUCCUCAUUAGUCCCGACAAAGAGUCCUUUUUUGAACUCAAGCAAAUGCGGGAUGCUGUGGCUUCUGCUCUCGCCAAAAACGGCUGUCUUGCCCUCAUCAGAGCGGCAGCUCGAGCUGGCCGUCCCGCUGUAGCUGAUAUUGCGCCGGGCAGCCAGAUCAGCCAUUUUCUUUACAAGUCACGGGCCAACGUUCAGUUCAGCAUGAGCACGCUCGACCCCGUGUUCGAAGCCCCUGUUGCUCGGCGGCGGCUCAUGACAUUGUACCAUCAGCUCCACGCGUCCGUCCAUGCCAAGCAUUCGCCUAUUCGGGUUCUCCAUGCGGCGAGCGAGGAAGCCACGAGUCUCGCCUGGGUUACCCCCGUCUUCGAGUUCUUCUGCGUCGCGGGACCCAAUGUCAGCAGGGGGGCAGUGACGCAAGGUACCAACAAGAUUCUCCAGUGGGCUAAGCGGGAAGAGGAGCGCAUCUUCAUCAUUGGCGGCGGCGUCUUUUGA
Molecule: messenger RNA, 1803 nt
Organism: Sodiomyces alkalinus F11
Lineage: Eukaryota; Fungi; Ascomycota; Sordariomycetes; Glomerellales; Plectosphaerellaceae
Product: vacuolar fusion protein MON1
Exons: 1
Coding region: 1-1803 (600 amino acids)
Biological process (GO): vesicle-mediated transport; protein targeting to vacuole
Cellular component (GO): Mon1-Ccz1 complex; fungal-type vacuole membrane
Source: RefSeq, a predicted model, not a curated record